Molecule: messenger RNA, 1534 nt
Organism: Cajanus cajan (pigeon pea)
Lineage: Eukaryota; Viridiplantae; Streptophyta; Magnoliopsida; Fabales; Fabaceae
Product: protein LAZY 1
Biological process (GO): regulation of auxin polar transport; gravitropism
Source: RefSeq, a predicted model, not a curated record
AUAACAGCAAACAAUGUUUAUAUCAUCAUUUAAGAACGAUUUCAAUUACCUGAUCUUCCCAAGUUACGCAACCAAAACUCAAGAUUUUUCUUGAAUAUCAAAGAUGAAGUUACUAGGUUGGAUGCACAGGAAAUUUCGUCAGAAUAGUAGUGAACCAUUCUUGGUCAUUGGGAAUUCUUGCAAUUGUCUUUCAGGGCAGCCACCACAUGAUGAUGAGCAAAACUAUCAGAAACCAAACCUUGGGAUCAAACUCUCCAAGCAUGCUCAAAAAGGUCACAACCUUAGAAACUCUUUUGCUGGUCUGGAAGCAGCAAGAGUGGAUGAAGACUGUGAGGGAGAAUUCUUCCCUGGCUUCCUGGCAAUUGGAACUCUUGGUUCAGAACAAGUAUCUGACCCCUCAACACCAAUAUUUCCCAUUUCUGUUGAGAGCAUAACUGAAAAAGAAGAUGAAGUCACUGAGAAUGACCUGAAGCUCAUCAAUGAUGAGCUGGAGAAAGUGCUAGGAGCUGAAACCAAGGAUGAUGUCAGCCUUGAUUCAUCAAGGAGGACUAGCCAUGUCAGCACUGGGAGAAGUAGCCAUGUCAGCACUGGGAGAAGCAGCCAUGUCAGCAUAAUAACACUCAGUGGAAAGCCACUAGAAGGCACAGAACCAAAUGGAAAUGGAGCUGCAAUUUGUCCACUCCAGGGAUACCUCUUUGGAACAGCUAUUGAACUAUCUGAAACCACUGCAGCAGCAGCAAAGAAAGAACACAGGACUUCACUUGGGGAGCUGUUCCAGAGAAGCAAAUCAUCAGAGGAGAAUUUCAGUGCAAAAUGUGAAAAGGAGGAGAAAAGAACUGAGAAGGAAGUGGACAAAUCUGCCAUGAACCUGAUGAAAGAAAAGCUGAAAAAGAGAAUGCUCCAUGCUUAUUCUAAGAAUUCUACAUCACUAAAUGGUGGGCCUAUUGAUUCUGCUUCUGCAGAGACAAAACUGAAUAAGAUUCUCCAUAUGUUCCGAAAGAAGGUUCACCCUGAAAGUUCAACAGCUGCACAAAAAUCUGUUAAACACCACAAGAAUCAGAGGAAGAAGAAAAUAAUCAAUGAUGGAGGCUACAACAAAAGUGACCCGGUGCAUCCAGAGGAAGAUUCAUCUGUCAACAGGGAGUACUGGAUCAAAACGGAUGCAGAUUACUUAGUUCUAGAGCUGUGAAAGACAAAGAAGAAAAUGUGCUGGUUAUAAGCUGUCAUCCUCUACUAGUAAUAACGUUUGUAAUGUGAAAACUUAUUUUUAAGAAAUGAAUAAUUGAGGUAGUUUCGGUGUCUACCUCAUGUGUGAAAUGUAAGAUUUGCCUAGUAAUCAUAAAAAGAGAAGAUGAAAAAAAAAAUCAGCUACUGAGUUGACAAUAUAAAUUAUGUAGAAUCACAAAAUCAACAGUCAAAUCAUGAGGAGUCCAUGUGGAUGUUUAUGAUGCGGUGUAGGUGCAUUGCAUCCACGUUUGAAUAAUAAGCAAGUGUAUCUUACAAAAUGAAUAAAUAACUGAAACUAGUUUGUGGA